AUGCCCAAGACGACAAGCCUGCCACAAAGCUACGUUCUUCCCAACCAGUCAGACCUACUAGAAUUUACGAGUUUACGUAGAGCUCCCCGGUCUUAUCACGACAAGAGCCCAUAUGAGACCGGAAGCCUUACUCGACGGAGAAGUGACCUUGAUCUGGAAGUGCCUAUUGAAGUUGACAGGUCUACUAAAUCAUCAAAACCUGAGAGAAGUGCCAAGCCUAGCAAAAAUCGGGAAUCUGGCAAAGGCAGUAAAUCUGACAAGGGCAGCAAAUCUGACAAAGCCAAGAAAUCCAGCAACACCAAAUCCCCUGGACUCGGAGAUGUAGUCCAUGUGAAAAUGGUGAAACACGAACUCAGAAACGCACAGUCAAAACUGAAAGAAGUCAACGAGAAGCUCGAGACUAACAAGAAUGAGAAGAAAGACCUAGAGAGUAAAAAGGCCUCUUAA
Molecule: messenger RNA, 447 nt
Organism: Fusarium graminearum PH-1
Lineage: Eukaryota; Fungi; Ascomycota; Sordariomycetes; Hypocreales; Nectriaceae
Exons: 2
Coding region: 1-447 (148 amino acids)
Source: RefSeq, a predicted model, not a curated record